Messenger RNA from Talaromyces amestolkiae, 2952 nucleotides. RefSeq lists its product as uncharacterized. The record is from RefSeq and is a predicted model, not a curated record. Gene Ontology annotation, biological process: mRNA splicing, via spliceosome. Gene Ontology annotation, molecular function: translation elongation factor activity; U5 snRNA binding; GTP binding. The transcript is spliced from 4 exons. Bases 1 to 2952 code for a protein of 983 amino acids. NCBI's taxonomy places the organism in Eukaryota, Fungi, Ascomycota, Eurotiomycetes, Eurotiales, Trichocomaceae. Gene Ontology annotation, cellular component: U4/U6 x U5 tri-snRNP complex; cytosol; U2-type catalytic step 2 spliceosome.
AUGGAUGACCUUUACGAUGAGUUCGGUAACUACAUUGGCGAGGGUGGACUGUCAGAGGAGUCAGAAGCUGGAGAUGUCCCUGCAACUGGCUAUGUCUACGAAGACCUGGAAGAAGAGGAGGAGGAAGUCGAGCCCGCCGACCAGUUGAUGGAGGUUGAUGAAGGUCCGUCGAAUGCGGUCAUUUUACACGAAGACAAACAAUAUUACCCCAGCGCACAGCAAGUAUACGGAGCCGACGUCGAGACUUUAGUACAAGAAGAAGAUGCGCAACCACUUACGGAACCGAUCAUCAACCCGGUAACGCAAAAGAAGUUUUCGUUAGAGGAAGCCGAUCUUCCUCCCGUUUUCUACUCGCGAGAGUUUAUGGCGGAUUUGCUCAAUUACCCCGAUCAAAUUAGGAAUAUUGCGAUUGCGGGCCAUUUACAUCACGGAAAGACGGCUUUUAUGGACAUGUUGGUUAUGCAAACACACGACAUCAAUGAGAGGCUGGAGCAACGUACAGGCAAAAAGCGAGACGAACAGUUGCGAUACACUGAUGUGCACUUUCUUGAACGCGAACGACAGUUGUCUAUCAAGGCUGCGCCGAUGUCUCUCGUCUUGCAAGGAACAAAGGGAAAAUCAUAUUUGUUCAAUAUCCUGGACACGCCAGGUCACGUCAACUUUGUCGACGAAGUCGCAGCCUCGCUACGCUUAGCGGACGGCGUCGUGCUAGUUGUGGAUGUUGUCGAGGGUGUACAGGCCAACACCGAGCAAAUCAUCAAAUAUGCAGUGUUGGAGGAUCUGCCAAUGACCCUGGUGGUCAACAAGGUCGACCGAUUAAUCCUUGAGCUCAAACUACCACCGAACGAUGCUUACUUCAAGUUGAAGCACGUCAUUGAACAAGUCAACUCUAUCAUUGAGAAUACCAUCCCAGGAAUGGGAGAAAGCCGACGGUUGAGUCCGGAGAAAGGAAAUGUCGCUUUCGCGUGCAGCUCGAUGAACUGGUGCUUUACCUUGGAGUCAUUUGCCAAAAUGUACGCUGAGCGUCAUUCAAAGCUCGAUGGUACUGAGUUUGCAAAGCGAUUGUGGGGAGACAUUUUCUAUAACCCUCGAAGUCGCAAAUUCACGCGCAAGGGCGUUGAAGAAGGGUCCAAGCGGUCGUUUGUCAACUUUGUCCUUGAACCUGUUUACAAGCUCUAUUCACACACGAUAAGUGAAAGCCCAGAAGAUUUGAAAGAAACGUUGGCCAGUUUGGACAUCUACCUCAAACCAUCUCAGCUCAAACUGGACGCAAAAGUGCUUCUGUCUAUAGUCUGCGAGAAAUUCUUUGGUCCAGCCACCGGAUUUGUCGAUAUGUGUGUGCAGCACAUACCAUCUGCCGUGGAGGGAGCAUCACGAAAGCUGGAACACUACUACACUGGACCUCUGGAUACACGGGUUGCGCAGUCCAUGGCGAAGUGUGAUUCAGAAGGACCACUUGUAAUUCAGGUCACCAAGCUGUUUAAUAGUUCCGACGCUUCAAAAUUCGACGCCUUUGGUAGAGUCAUGAGUGGUGUUGCCCGACCCGGGCAACCGGUUAGGGUACUUGGCGAAGGCUAUUCUCUCGACGAUGAAGAGGACAUGGUCAAUGCAACCAUAUCUGAUACCUGGAUCGCCAACUCGCGGUAUAAUCUCCCGACCGACGGUGUCCCUGCCGGCAAUUGGGUGUUACUUGGUGGUGUGGAUAACUCGAUCAUGAAGACUGCAACGCUCGUUGCGCCAAAAUUCGAGUACGAUGAAGAUGCUUAUGUUUUCAAACCAAUUCGCCAUAUGACUGAAUCCGUGUUCAAGGUUGCUGUAGAGCCUAUCAAUCCCUCUGAACUGCCGAAAAUGUUGGAUGGCCUUCGCAAAAUCAACAAGAGCUACCCUUUGAUAUCCACCAAAGUGGAAGAAUCCGGCGAGCAUGUCAUUCUAGGCACAGGAGAACUUUACAUGGAUUGUGUGCUUCAUGACCUCCGCAGACUAUAUGCCGAGAUGGAAUUGAAGGUGUCCGACCCAGUGACAAGAUUUUGCGAGACUGUGGUGGAAACAUCCGCAAUCAUGUGCUACUCUAUCACACCGAACAAGAAGAAUAAGGUGACCAUGAUUGCGGAGCCGUUAGAUGAUGGUAUCGCAGAAGACAUCGAGAGCGGCCGUGUUCGCAUCAAGGACCCUAUUCGAAAAGUGGCCAAAUUUUUCGAGGAGAAAUACGAAUGGGAUAGAUUAGCAGCACGCAGUAUCUGGGCGUUUGGUCCGGAGGAGAAUGGGCCGAAUAUAUUGCAGGAUGACACGCUGCCGUCGCAGGUGGACAAAAAGCUUCUGGGAACUGUUCGUGAUUCCAUUGUUCAAGGCUUCAGUUGGGGAACGAGGGAGGGUCCUCUGUGUGAAGAACCUAUUCGAAACACAAAGUUCAGACUCACAGAUAUUACCCUCGCUGACCAAGCGAUCUACCGUGGCGGAGGACAAGUCAUUCCCACCACCCGUCGCGCAGUCUAUUCAUCCUUCCUUAUGGCGUCUCCACGAUUAAUGGAACCGGUAUAUGCUUGCGAAAUGCUCGGUCCCGCUGACGCCGUUGCCUCUGUAUACACAGUCCUAUCGCGACGACGAGGCCAUGUCCUCUCCGACGGACCCGUAGCCGGCACACCGCUCUACUCUGUCCGCGGUCUCAUCCCGGUCAUUGACUCCUUCGGCUUCGAGACUGAUCUCCGCAUCCACACUCAAGGACAAGCAACACUGAGUCUGGUCUUUGAUAAAUGGAGUGUCGUGCCCGGCGACCCUCUCGACCGCGAAGUCAAGCUUCGACCAUUGGAAAUGGCGAGUGCGCAGGCUAUCGCGAGAGACUUUGUGCUCAAGACCAGAAGACGGAAAGGAUUGGCGGAGGAUGUGACGGUCAGCAAAUUUUUGGAACCUGAGUUGUGGCGCGGACUGAAAGAUAGCGGUGUACUUGAGGGGUAG